AAAAUUAAGAGAAAUUGGUCGAAAUAAUCCAAUUGAAAUAGUACCACCAAAACCGGCUGAUACAGCAAUGAUUAUGUAUACAAGUGGAAGUACAGGAGAACCAAAAGGUUGUAUUAUUGCUCAUGAAACUUUCAUAUAUUCAAUGUUUGGUGUUGCAUCUGCUAUUGAUUUAUUAAACACAAAUGAAACUGCUCGAGUAUUAAAUUAUAUGCCUUUAGCUCAUCUGUUUGGUUGUGGAACGAUCAUUUCUUUAACUUAUUUAGGUGGAGAAAUUGGCUUUUGGCAAGGUAGAGUUGAUAAAUUACUUGAUGAUUUUCAUGAUUUUCGACCAACACUUCUUACAAUGGUACCUCGUUUACUUAAUAGAUUAUAUGACAAAGCUCGAUCAGAACUUCGUAAAAAAGGUGUACCUGGUCGUGUUUUAUUUCGAUUGGCUGUUCAAAGUAAAUUAGCACUUAUUCGACGUGGAAAUUUUUCACAAAAUACAAUAUGGGAUAAACUUAUUUUUGACAAAAUUCGUCAAUCAUUUGGUGGUCAAGUUAAUCGCAUUGUUUCAUCAAGUGCACCACUUUCACCUGAAGUUUGUCGAUUUUCACGUGCUGCAUUUUCAUGUUUUUUUGUUGAAGCCUAUGGUCAAACAGAAUGUGUAAUAGGUUGUGCACAAUCAGUAAACGAUAUUGAAGCAGGUGCAACAGGUAUUCCAACACCACUCAAUUAUCUUAAAUUAGUUGAUGUACCUGAAAAAGAAUAUUAUGCUAAAGAUGGUAUUGGAGAAAUAUGUCUUCGAAGUAAAGGUGUUUUUAAAGGCUAUUUGAAAGAUGAAGCUAAAACACGUGAAGCAAUUGAUGAAGAAGGAUGGUUACAUACAGGUGAUAUUGGUCAAUGGACACCGCAUAAGACAAUGAAAAUUGUUGAUCGAAAGAAAAAUAUGUAUAAGUUAAGUCAAGGUGAAUAUGUAGCACCAGAAAAAAUUGAAGAUAUUUAUGCACGUAGUCGAUUUAUUUCUCAAAUAUUUGUUUAUGGUAAUUCAUUUGAAAGUUUUCUUGUUGCUAUUGUUUUAUUGAAUGAUGAUUAUAUAAAACAAUGGGCAAAAACUGAAGGAUAUAAUGGUGAUACAACAAUAUCACCUGAAUUGAAUAAUAAAUUAAAGCAAGUUAUACUUGAUGAUAUGAUUCGUGAAGGUAAAAGACGUGGAUUAAUGCCAUAUGAACAAGUUAAAGCAAUUGAAUUUUUUAAAGAACCAUUUACAAUUGAAAAUGGACUUUUAACGCCAACAUUUAAAGCACGUCGAUAUGCUGUAGAAAAGAAAUAUAAAGAACUUUUUCAAAACCUUUAUGAAAGUGCAAAAGCUUAG
Messenger RNA from Rotaria sordida, 1354 nucleotides. The record is from the annotation of a GenBank genome assembly. Lineage: Eukaryota; Metazoa; Rotifera; Eurotatoria; Philodinida; Philodinidae.